AUUUAGUAAUAAUAAAAUAAAAUAAAAGCAGCAUUUGCAUUGCAGUGAAAGAAAGAAAGCAAAGGAGAAAUGAAAAAGCAAAAUGAAGAGCGAGUUGUUAUCUUAGGAGGCGGUGUUGCCGGUUCUCUCAUCGCUAAAUCUCUUCAAUUUAAUGCACAUGUCACCCUCGUUGAUCCGAAGGAAUAUUUUGAGAUUUCAUGGGCAAGUUUGAGGGCAAUGGUGGAGCCAUCCUUUGCAGAAAGGACAGUGAUAAAUCAUAGAGAUUACUUCACAAAAGGUGACCUUGUUACAUCCAACGCUGUCAGUGUGACGGAAACCGAAGUGUUGACUGCAGAUGGUCAUCGGAUUGAGUAUGACUAUCUUGUUAUUGCCACUGGUCAUGCGGAUCCUGUACCCAAACUUAGGAGCGAAAGACUUCAUCAAUAUACAGAAGAAAAUGAAAAGAUAAAAUCUGCUCAUUCCAUUCUGAUUGUUGGAGGUGGUCCUACUGGUGUGGAACUUGCUGGAGAGAUAGCCGUUGAUUUUCCGGAUAAGAAGAUUACUCUAGUGCACAAAGGACCAAGGUUGUUGGAAUUCAUAGGGGCAAAAGCUGCUGAUAAGACUCUAAAAUGGUUGAAAUCUAAGAAGGUUGAGGUGAAACUAGAACAAGCAGUUGACUUAAACAGUACCACAGACGGAGACCGCACGAUAUAUCAAACUUCAGUUGGGGAGACCAUUGAAGCAGAUUGUCAUUUCUUAUGCACGGGAAAGCCACUUGCUUCGACAUGGCUUAAGGAAACUGUGUUGAAAAAUGACUUGGACGUUCAGGGAAGGAUUAAGGUAGAUGAAAACUUGAGAGUCAAGGGCCGGAGCAACAUUUUCGCAAUUGGAGAUAUUACAGAUAUUUCAGAACUCAAGCAAGGGUUUUUGGCACAAAAGCAGGCGGGAGUGGUCGCAAAGAACUUGCGGCAGAUGAUGGAGGGAGGUAAAGAAUGUUGGAGGGAAACUUACAAACCACAUCCAGUAAUGGCAAUAGUUUCACUAGGGAGGAAUGAUGCAGUGGCACAGUUCCCAUUCCUAACAAUCAGUGGAAGAAUACCUGGCUUCAUCAAAUCUAGAGAUUUGUUUGUUGGUAAAACAAGAAAACAAAUGGGACUCAACCCUCAUAUUGUAUAAGCUUGACAUGAUAUUAUUUAUGCAAUGUGAUAAUGAAUCAAUCUGUUUCAUAGUUUCUGUAAUAUUGUACUCUCACAUUUCCUUUUUAAAUGUUGUUUUAGGUUUCUGCAUA
Messenger RNA from Trifolium pratense (red clover), 1267 nucleotides. Its product is annotated as ferroptosis suppressor protein 1-like. Gene Ontology annotation, molecular function: electron-transferring-flavoprotein dehydrogenase activity; flavin adenine dinucleotide binding. Lineage: Eukaryota; Viridiplantae; Streptophyta; Magnoliopsida; Fabales; Fabaceae. The transcript is spliced from 4 exons. The coding region runs from base 70 to 1155 and encodes 361 amino acids. The record is from RefSeq and is a predicted model, not a curated record. Gene Ontology annotation, cellular component: cytoplasm.